Dromiciops gliroides (monito del monte) is the source of this 759-nucleotide messenger RNA. It is a transcript of the gene TMEM270, whose product is annotated as transmembrane protein 270. The transcript has 3 exons. Lineage: Eukaryota; Metazoa; Chordata; Mammalia; Microbiotheria; Microbiotheriidae. The record is from RefSeq and is a predicted model, not a curated record. Bases 1 to 759 code for a protein of 252 amino acids.
AUGGCAGAUACUCUGCGAGUCCAAUCUAGCAUUCCGGGCAUUGUGCUUCAAACAGUAAAAAUCUCUGCAUUGCUUUUCCAGAAUCAGAUUCAUCUCUACAAUUUCCUGCUUCUGAAGAUCUUCCUCUUCAACCACUGGAUGUCAGGGUUGGCCCAGGAAGCAGAGGGCUCUGUGUGCCUGGCCCCAGCCCCAUCCCAGUCCUGCCUCUUCUGCCCCAUGGGCUCCGUAAUGAGAGGCCUGAUGACCCUGUGGAGUGCUCCGCUGUUCCUGGCUCUCCAUCUGCCAGGGCAGGUCCUCACUCGCAUUUUGAACUCUCCCCUCACCCUUUGCCAUCUCGUCCAAGAAGCUUAUGGCCAACUGGGCUUCUUCUGGGUCACCUGGAAGAAUUUGCUCCGUUACUGGCUUCAGAGCUUGCUGCUGGGGUUCCUGCUGGUCCUCCUGAUCACCUGGAGGCUCUGCCAGACAGCCCACCGCUUCAGCAUCAAGCAGCUGAAACGACUGGCGCUACUGGAUAACUGGUUUUCCCUCGAGUUCUUGGGCUGGUUACAGCAGCUGUACUGGCAUGUGGAGAGCACGGCAGCUCUCACCUCUUGGCACCUGGCCUAUGUAGUCACCUGGGCCACCUGCUUGGCCUCCCACAUGCUCCAGGCUGCCUUUGAGCACACGGCCCAGCUGGCCCAGGCCCAAGAAGGGGAGAUGGAGAUGAUGUGGGAGGACAGCACUACGGAGCCACUGCAUUCUGAGGAGCCCAAAGCUUAG